AUGCCCGAGUCACUUCAAAAUGGCACGACAAUGCCAAAUGUCGUCUAUGGUUUCAUCGGUUUAGGAAACAUGGGAUACGGCAUGGCCAAGAAUUUGAGACUGUCAAUGCCGAAGAAUUGCAAACUUUUGGUUUGUGAAUUGAAUACCGAACGAAGAAAUCAAUUCGUGUCUGCCUUUGGUAAAGAAGGAGGAGGAGGAGGUCCAAUCGAAACUGCAGAAUCUCCAAAAGAAAUAGCAGAGAAAUGUGACAUAAUCAUCACAAGUUUACCACAUGGUGAUGCGGUGAAAAAGGUGUUUAUAGACCCUAAAACGGGGUUGCUAUCGAUUUCUCAACAUUCUCAGUCCGGUACCGGUAACCGAAAAUUCUUUUUGGAAACAUCAACAAUCGAAGUACGAACAUCAAAUGAAGUUCUUGAACAUGUUCAAAAGUCUGGGUUGGGUGAUUUCAUCGACUGUCCCGUUUCUGGCGGUAUACCUGCUGCGGAUCAAGGAAAUCUGACAUUCAUGGUCGGUGGUACUCAAGAGUUACUCGACAAGGCGAAACCAGUACUGGCGACCAUGGGAAAGUCAGAGAACAUCAUCUUCUGUGGUCCUCCUGGAGCAGGAUUGGCAACGAAACAAAUCAACAAUUAUAUCGCCAAUGUUUCUUAUAUUGCACUGUGUGAAGGAAUGAAUACGGGCAUAAAGUACGGUCUUGACCCAAAGGUUCUUACAGAUGUCAUCAACGUCUCCAGUGGCAUGUGUUGGAAUUCGUUACACAUGAAUCCGGUGAAAGGGGUACAACCGAACUCGUCAUCCUCCAAAGACUUUGAAGGAGGUUUCAAGACCGAAUUGGCAAAGGGUGUCAUGGACAUGACGGUACAAUUGAUGGACGAUGUGGGUGCGAAGCACGUCAUGGGUAACGUCGUGACGGACGUCUACGCCAGAGCCGUCAAGCACCCGAGAUGUGCGGACAAGGAAUGUCGAAGUAUCUACAGACUCUUUUCCGAGAACGAAGGCAAAGAUUUGGGAAAUACAAAGAUUGAUUGA
Molecule: messenger RNA, 1029 nt
Organism: Exophiala oligosperma
Lineage: Eukaryota; Fungi; Ascomycota; Eurotiomycetes; Chaetothyriales; Herpotrichiellaceae
Exons: 4
Coding region: 1-1029 (342 amino acids)
Biological process (GO): L-valine catabolic process
Cellular component (GO): mitochondrion
Molecular function (GO): NAD binding; 3-hydroxyisobutyrate dehydrogenase activity; NADP binding
Source: RefSeq, a predicted model, not a curated record